CGGAGGGAGGCGCCCGGAGCCGGGGCUGUGGUCAGGUUCACCGCCUCGCCCUUCACUCCCAAAAAACCCUUUCACGAGCUUUCGGAGCUGCUUCCUGGCCCAGGGCGCCUGCACGGCCCUCCUGCGGCGGAGUCUGGCGCUGGCGGCCGCUGCCGAGGUGGCCGAAGCUCAGCCCGCGCCCUGGCUGUGGUGCCGCGCCCCACUGCGGCCCUUUGAGAAGCUUUGAACUUCCGGGGUGACGCCCGGUAUGCUGUGGAGUGGAUUCGGUGGCCCCCGGUAUGCUGUGGAGUCAUUUCCCUGCUUGGGCACGGACCUUUAAACUUUGUUUUUUAAACUUCGGGGGUGUGGCCGCUGCUCCUCCUCUCUCUGCCACUGGUGGCUCUCUGGCCAUCCGGCCCUUCCCUCCCUCCACCCCGCCUUCCAGAUGCUCUGGAGUCAUGAGCCUGGAGGGCUCAGGGACCCGUCUGGUGGCCGAGGUGAUCAAAGAUCGCCUUUGUUUUGCCAUUCUCUGCAGCAGACCAAAGAGUUCAUCAAAUGUACAUUAUUUCACCAUAGAUAAUGAACUUGAAUAUGAGAACUUCUACGCAGAUUUUGGACCACUCAAUCUGGCAAUGCUUUACAGAUAUUGUUGCAAGAUAAAUAAGAAAUUAAAGUCCAUCCCAAUGUUAAGGAAGAAAAUUGUUCAUUUUACUGGCCCUGAUCAGAGAAAACAAGCAAAUGCUGCUUUCCUUAUUGGAUGCUACAUGGUUAUAUAUUUGGGGAAAACUCCAGAAGAAGCAUAUUCAAUAUUAAUGUUCGGCAAUACAACCUACAUUCCUUUCAGAGAUGCUGCCUAUGGGAGCUGCAAUUUCUUCAUUACCCUUCUGGACUGUUUUCACGCGGUGAAGAAGGCAAUGCAGUAUGGCUUCUUUAAUUUCAACUCAUUCAAACUUGAUGAAUAUGAACACUAUGAAAAAGCAGAAAAUGGAGAUUUAAAUUGGAUAAUACCAGGCCGAUUUAUUGCCUUCUGUGGACCUCAUUCAAGAUCCAGACUUGAAAGUGGUUACUACCAACAUGCUCCUGAGUCUUACAUUGCCUAUUUUAAGAAUCACAACGUUACUACCAUUAUCCGUCUGAAUAAAAGGAUGUAUAAUGCCAAACAAUUUACGAAUGCUGGUUUCGAUCACUAUGAUCUUUUCUUUGCGGAUGGCAGCAUCCCUACUGAUGCGAUCGUCAAAGAAUUUCUGGAUAUUUGUGAAAGUGCCGAGGGUGCCAUUGCAGUGCAUUGUAAAGCUGGCCUUGGACGAACGGGCACCCUGAUAGCCUGCUACAUCAUGAAGCAUUAUAGGAUGACGGCGGCCGAGGCCAUCGCCUGGAUCCGAAUCUGCAGGCCUGGCUCCGUGAUUGGGCCGCAACAACAGUUCUUGAUGACGAAACAGUCAAGCCUUUGGUUGGAAGGAGACCAUUUCCGUCGAAAGUUAAGGGGUCAGGAGAAUAGCAGACACAAAGCCGCUGUCUCAAAGCUCCUCGUGGCUGUGGAUGACUUUUCACUCCAUGGGGCCGAGAAACACACCAAGCAAAAACCUGAACUGUACAGCGAUGACGACGAAAGCUACAGCGUGACGCAAGGAGAUAGACUCCGGGCCCUGAAAAGCAGAAGGCAGCCUAAAAAGAGCGCUGUGCCCCUCACAGUAAUUCUUCAGUCCAGUGUUCAGAGCUGUAAAACAUCUGAACCUAACGUUUCUGGCAGUGCAGGCAUUGCUAAGAGAGCCACCAGAUCUGCUUCAAGGAAAGGCAGUUUUAAAAGCCUGGUUCCUCAGAGGGAAGGAAGGAAAAGGAAUGCUUUGCAGCAAAUGCCCCCCGCGGCAUUAUGUCCCUCCAUUUCGAGGACUAAGACAGUGUUGCGUUAAGUAAAUCCUUUGACCAGAACUGGAGGAAGACUGGGGACAGCACUGCAUCAGGACUUAGCACAAUUAAUUUGGAAACUAAACAAAAUUGCAAACGCCUUAGCUGCUUUCCACCUAAGAAGCUUGUUCAGUGAAGAAACCAACCCCUGGAGUGUGGUAGCUGCACAGCGUGGGUACCAGUGGGACGCGAGGACAACCCGGCUCUCCUUUGGCAGACGCGUCCCCCGAGGAACAGCCGCUGUGCGCUCAGUCUCAGGUGUAAGCGCCAGAGCCGCGGUGGGGAGUGCGUCCCUGGGACUCCCCAGGGACAGUCUACGGAGGCCCUUCGCCAUUUAUUUUCUGUUCGCCCUGCGCCCGAGUGUACAGAGGUGGGCAGGCCUUGCCAAAACGGUACUCUGAUCUGAUUCUGUCUGGAGUGAUCCUCUUCCCUGGAAUGCUGUGUGUAAUGUUACCUGGUAAGCCCCGAGCCGCUCGGUUCCACCACAGAGUGCUUCUCCUGGAGCCUGGGAAAGGCGCCGAGGCUGCUGCGAGGCCCUCACCCCUGCAGGGCGCGCCGAGGGGAGUGGCUCCGUUGGAGGACGCUGAGUCGUGC
Molecule: messenger RNA, 2478 nt
Organism: Pipistrellus kuhlii (Kuhl's pipistrelle)
Lineage: Eukaryota; Metazoa; Chordata; Mammalia; Chiroptera; Vespertilionidae
Gene: CDC14B
Product: cell division cycle 14B
Exons: 15
Coding region: 279-1889 (536 amino acids)
Biological process (GO): cilium assembly; microtubule cytoskeleton organization; regulation of exit from mitosis
Cellular component (GO): spindle pole; centrosome; nucleolus
Molecular function (GO): protein tyrosine/serine/threonine phosphatase activity; protein serine/threonine phosphatase activity
Source: RefSeq, a predicted model, not a curated record